Molecule: messenger RNA, 729 nt
Organism: Seriola dumerili (greater amberjack)
Lineage: Eukaryota; Metazoa; Chordata; Actinopteri; Carangiformes; Carangidae
Product: PTB domain-containing engulfment adapter protein 1-like
Exons: 7
Coding region: 81-605 (174 amino acids)
Source: RefSeq, a predicted model, not a curated record
AUUUGUAGUACAGUAAGAAGCCAGCUCACUCCGCUCAUAGUAUAUUUACAAAAAGCAGGUAUCGAGCCGGGCCUGUCGAGAUGAGUGACACUUCAGAGGAUGACAAUGAGAUCACCUUUCAGGUUAAGUUCCUUGGGCGAGUUGAAGUAGUUCGCCCUGACGGACUACAGAUCCUGGAUGAAGCAGCUCAGCGCCUGAAGACACCUGAUAAAUAUGUUCCAGAAAAGACAGCCAAGAAGAGCAAAGUUGACCUCUUCCUGUCUCUAAGUGGGAUAGACAUUUUGGAAAACAAAACCAAGUUCUUGUUGUACACAUGCCCUCUCUCCACUGUCUCCUUCUGUGCCCUGCUACCAUCCUCAACCAAAGUCUUUGGCUUCGUAGCCAGACACCCUGCAGCCGACAUGUACCACUGCUAUCUCUUCCAGAGCAAGAAAUUUUCUCAUGUGCUGGUCUCGAUUAUCGGUGAUGCUUUCCGAGCAUCGAAAAAGGAGGAGAGCAUCAGGGGAGGACGAGACCUUAUAGUGGAGGCUCUCAGACAUAAGAAUAAAAUGCUGCAGAGGGAGAAUUCAGAGCUGAAGAGGAGGCUCGAAGGACAAACUGACUAACAAUAACUGUGCAUGUUGUUGCAUUUGUACACAGAAGCUUUAAGAAAAUGGUGGAACACAGAAAAGGGAAAAUGUGGAAGGAAGGUGUAAAUUAAAACUAGCGUUGAUUUAAAAAAAAAAAAAA